CACCAAUGCCGACUUGCGAUCCGAAAGGCUAACUAACUACAUCAUUCUCCUCUUUUCUUUGGCGGGGUGAAUUGAACCGCUUGAGCUUCCUUUUAAUGCGAAUGAUUCCGCUAGGGAAAGCAAUUAAAUAAUUGAGCUGUCCUCUUUUUUUUCUCUUUUGGUGUAAGUCUCGUUUUUAUCUUUUUCAAUAUUGAAGAGUUACUGCUAUUGCAUCGAUCGAAUAAUCGAUAUUUGAGAGUCAUGGCUACUGAAAUGGAAUAUACACGCCUGGGUAAUUCCGGCCUCAAGAUCUCCAAAGUCAUCCUAGGAGCCAUGUCCUACGGUUCCAAGGCAUGGCAGGAAUGGGUCUUGGAUGAAGACGAAGCCCUCCCGCUACUGGAGCAUGCGUAUAAAAAGGGUAUUAAUACCUGGGAUACGGCCGACGUCUACUCCCACGGCAAAUCCGAAGAAAUCAUCGGCAAAGCUCUUCAAAAAUACAACAUCCCACGUUCCCGCGUCGUCAUCCUCACGAAAUGCUUCUUCGGCGUCGACGAGGAGGGUAAGAACCCGCCCAUCGCGGCCGUUUCGACGAAUGACGGCUCCGAAUGGGUCAACCGUAUCGGAUUGUCGAGGAAGCAUAUUUUCGACGCUGUUGAUGCGAGCGUGAAGCGCCUGGGGACGUAUAUCGAUGUGCUUCAGAUUCAUCGUUUGGAUCGCGAGACGCCUCGAGAGGAGAUCAUGAGGGCGUUGAAUGAUGUUGUGGAGAGUGGGAAGGUGCGGUAUAUUGGUGCUAGUUCGAUGGCCGCGUGGGAGUUCCAAACUCUCCAGAACAUCGCCGCCCGCAAUGGCUGGCACCAGUUCAUUUCCAUGCAGAAUUACCAUAACCUCAUCGCGCGCGAGGAGGAGCGCGAAAUGAUCCCCUAUUGCCAGGACACCGGCGUCGGGCUCAUUCCCUGGUCUCCCUUGGCGCGAGGUGUGCUCGCCCGGCCCUGGGGUGAGCGGUCGUCGGUGCGCGAGUCAACCGACAGAGUCGUGUCGUUCCUGGUGCGCGGUCGCGAGACCGAGGGCGAUCGGAUGAUCGUCAAUCGUCUCGAGGAGAUCGCGAAGAAGAAGGGAGUUAGUAUGGCGCAGGUGGCGACGGCGUGGUCGUUGAGUCAUAAGGGCAUGAAUCCCAUUCUCGGUUUGAACAGCAAGGAGCGUAUCGAUGAGGCUGUCGCGGCUAUCAAGGUCAAGCUGUCCGAGGAGGAGAUCAAGUACCUGGAGGAGCCGUAUGUCGCGAAGGGGAUCUCUCCUGUCGAGCGAUAGAAAGUGAGCGCUUCCAGGGUUUGUUGCAUGCUUGGUUAAACAGCUGGUCCCUA
Molecule: messenger RNA, 1337 nt
Organism: Paecilomyces variotii
Lineage: Eukaryota; Fungi; Ascomycota; Eurotiomycetes; Eurotiales; Thermoascaceae
Product: voltage-gated shaker-like K+ channel, subunit
Exons: 4
Coding region: 241-1284 (347 amino acids)
Source: RefSeq, a predicted model, not a curated record